Messenger RNA from Ilex paraguariensis (yerba mate), 213 nucleotides. NCBI's taxonomy places the organism in Eukaryota, Viridiplantae, Streptophyta, Magnoliopsida, Aquifoliales, Aquifoliaceae. The record is from the annotation of a GenBank genome assembly.
AUGAAAAAGGACUCAGAUUCGGUAAUCAACAAGGAAUCAUUCGAUCAAAUACCCAUAAAUGGAGAUAAAUCUGGACAGUUUGUGACAAAGAGUCAAGUACCAACUACUAGAGAGAAGAGAGGUAUUGAAAAUGGAAGUGACAGUGGGAAUGAACUUGACAUGGGUUUUAGGAGUUUUGCCAUUGGCUUUGUGGCACUUGUUGCGGUGAAAUGA